GGGAUUUUCUUAUGGAUAGCACGACCGCUUCUGCGAAUUUCUAUAGUGAAUUUCAGAUUGAGAAAGAUGCGAUCCAAGAGCAAUUGUCUAGAUCAAAUGAGAUUGACAAGGCUCAUCUAGAUCAACAUUUUGAAAGUUUGCUAUCGCGAAUAAACUCUCUUGAACGCAAACUGACAGACUCUACUGCAUUUGUACCUGGAUAUGAUCAGCGCCAGUUUUCCUUGGCAUUAAAAACUCUAAAAGACAACCUUACAGUACAACGAAGCAAUUUAACGCCAAGGACCAAGUUUUCUUUCAAGUCACGGAGUAAAAAAGCCGCAACUGCUAUAAACACCAAACAAACUAAACCAGCAGAUGUGAAUACUGCUGCGAGCGCAAGAGUGUCCAAUACGAUCGUACAAAACACCAUCAAAUACACCGAUGUUCAAGAUAGCUUCCUUACCUUCCCCCAAGAUAGCGAUCACAGUAUGAUGGAUGUUUCCAUUUCUAAUGCUAAGAGGUGUAUCAUCCGACUUGAUGAGAAGCAACAUGGCGUUUCCGCUGUCCACAUAAAAGAUGUCGAAGAAUGCGUGAUCAUUGCUGGUCGCGUGAGUGGAUCUAUCUUGAUCUACGGAUGUAAACGAUCGAUCAUUCUGGCUGACUGUCAUCAGUUUCGUAUGCAUAAUUCCACUACUGUCAAAUUGCUACUUUCGGUGAGUAGCCAUCCUAUCAUGGAAGAUAGUCAAGAUAUAGUGAUAGGGCCUUAUCAUGCGCAACCCGCGCUAUCGAAUGAUAACGCUUCACAGCACGUUGAGCGGCCUAAAAAUUAUUAUGAUCAUAUGGAAGAUUUUAACUGGCUCAAGCAGCAAGAGUCACCAAAUUGGCGGCUAAUGGAUCCUUCUAUUGCGAACAAAACAAGUCAAGCUCUCAUGCAGCUAGAUGCUCCCACCGCCAAAGAAGCGGCUGCGAGUACCGAAUACGAUCUAUAUAAAGAUUUAAUUCCCAUGUAGACAUAGCAUGUUGCCACACGCAAAACAUAAUGGUGUGAGCUGGGACCAUGAACGAUACCUCCAGCGGGCCUUGCACAAGUGCAACGUCCAAGAUAAACGGUGGGAAUUCCGUGUAGAAAGCCAUCAAAAAAAUACCAUACUUAUAGAUUACUAGAGCAAAAUCACUAAUAAUACUUUAGUUGCUUAUGGAAACUUUUUCUUAACUGACCUCCCGUCCAGUGGCGGCGGACUGCAAGAUAAAUUAUUGCGACGCCAUGUAAAUGUCCCCCCCCCGAACGAAAAAGCGCAUGGUCGUUCGCUAGAGAGACC
This is a messenger RNA of Umbelopsis ramanniana AG, 1298 nucleotides long. RefSeq lists its product as uncharacterized. The coding region runs from base 12 to 989 and encodes 325 amino acids. The record is from RefSeq and is a predicted model, not a curated record. Gene Ontology annotation, biological process: post-chaperonin tubulin folding pathway; tubulin complex assembly. Lineage: Eukaryota; Fungi; Mucoromycota; Umbelopsidomycetes; Umbelopsidales; Umbelopsidaceae. Gene Ontology annotation, molecular function: tubulin binding. The transcript is spliced from 6 exons. Gene Ontology annotation, cellular component: cytoplasm.